AUGGCCAAGGGAAAAAUCGAUCACGAUGAGAGAUUUGCCACCACAACGUCUUAUCAUGGAGUGGCACAUAUCUACGAUAGUAAUAACAGUAAAAAGACCAAGUCAAUUUGGAUUAUCCUAGUCAUUUUAGCCACAGCUAUUUGUAUUAGCCAAUGUGUUAUCAUCAUUUAUAAUGCUAGCUUAUUACCGACACGAAUGGUUAUUCGCAAACGAUUAAUGAAUUCAUCCGUCUUCCCAUCAGUGACGAUAUGUAAUACGAAUGAUUUCGAUUAUACCGGUUUACCAGCAAACGAUUUAAAUCAUCUAUCAUCGAUAGUCAAUGCAAUCUAUGGCUAUACUCCUGCUUCUGCUGCUGACGAUGCUAUCCAAUACUUCGUUCAAAAACAUGGUGAUGAUUUUCAAAUUAAUAAUUAUACUCGUAUGGCUGGCCAUAAAUUAAAAAAUAUGUUGCUCUCUUGCACAUGGAUGGGAGAACCUUGCACGGUCAACGAUUUUACCAAUAUCAUUUCUAAUGGAGGUAGUUGUUUCACAUUUAAUCCUGGCACCAAUGCUAUACCAUUAAAGAAUCAGACUGUCAGUGGCAAUAUUAAUGGUUUAAGGCUCAUUUUAAAUGUUGAACAAUACAAAUAUUACUCCCCACUUUUUUCUCCACAAGCACCAGAUGCUGGUAUUCGAUUUACCAUAAACUAUUAUAAGCAGCCACCCAAUUUCAUCUCCAAACCUUACUAUGCUCCGACUGGUUUCCAUACUUAUGUUCCAAUCACUCUUCACCGUGAUAAAAGAUUAACGAAGCCGUGGGGAGAGUGUGGAGAGCUGUUGCUAAAAGAUCACUCGUAUUAUUCUCGUGAUGCUUGUCUUACUGAAUAUGCGUCAGAAUUGGCAGGAUUAACGUGUAACUGCUCCAGUUCAGGCCAGACAGUUGUUACUCGAAUGUCUCUCAGUCAAAAUUUAUCCGUUUGCCCGAUUGCUUGCGAAACAUAUAGCUAUCCAACUGAAAUCUCUCAAUCAUCACUUGGAACAUUUGCUUUUAGCAGAGUUCUAGAUUCAGUGAUUAAUAUAUCUACAAUUCUUGGCAAGGCCAAAGAUGAGCAUUGGAUUCCUCCUAGUCUGCCGUAUUCUGUAUCUGAAUUCAUCAGGGACAACAUUGUUUACUUAGAUAUCUAUUACUCUGAUCUACGUGUAACUGAAACAGAACAGCAAGAAGAUACCGGAUUUUCUAAAGUUUUAAGUGAGAUAGGAGGCCAAUUGGGACUAUGCAUAGGUGCUAGUGUAAUAACACUUUGCGAAAUCAUCCAGUACCUCAUCGGAAAAUUUUUUACUUCUGAGAAAAAAACGAACCUCAAUAAACGACAGAAUACUACAUCACCCUUGUUCUAUAACAGAAAUUCACCCGAUGCUGAUGCAACAAAUCCAGAUAUGUAA
Trichoplax adhaerens is the source of this 1422-nucleotide messenger RNA. RefSeq lists its product as uncharacterized. The record is from RefSeq and is a predicted model, not a curated record. The transcript is spliced from 6 exons. Gene Ontology annotation, biological process: sodium ion transmembrane transport. NCBI's taxonomy places the organism in Eukaryota, Metazoa, Placozoa, Uniplacotomia, Trichoplacea, Trichoplacidae. Gene Ontology annotation, cellular component: membrane. Gene Ontology annotation, molecular function: ligand-gated sodium channel activity. Bases 1 to 1422 code for a protein of 473 amino acids.